UAAGAUUGAUCGUUUUAACAUGUAUACAUAUCAUUAUUUGCAAUCUGGUUGUAUAGUGAUUCAUCUUGCACAACCAUAUAUACUUAGUUCAAUGAGGUUUCUGCUUUGGGGCGGUAAUGACCAAUUCUACAAGUACACUGUUGAGGAUUCUAUCGAUAAUCAGGAUUGGAAAUGGAUUGCACACGAAUCUAAAGAGCUGAAACAAUCUUGGCAGGUGUUGAAAUUUACACCCAGACCGAUACUCUACAUUCGUAUUACUGGCGUUUAUAACUCAGCAGGCAAUGAUUUCCGUAUUUUAUAUUUUGAAGCUCCCGCUCAAGUAAUUGUAGACGAUCGUGGGAAGAACAACGAAACAGAUGUUAUAAUGACAGAAGCUUCGACUUCAAAUCCAGUCGUUUAAACCAAAUUCCAAUUAUAAGCAUAUUUGUGUUUGUUGCACGCUUACCAUAAAUUAAAGAUAUUAUAAAAAAUACAAUUUUUUUCGUUUAUAUAUAAUUACA
This is a messenger RNA of Adelges cooleyi (spruce gall adelgid), 500 nucleotides long. RefSeq names its product BTB/POZ domain-containing protein 9-like. The transcript is spliced from 4 exons. The record is from RefSeq and is a predicted model, not a curated record. Lineage: Eukaryota; Metazoa; Arthropoda; Insecta; Hemiptera; Adelgidae. Gene Ontology annotation, biological process: modulation of chemical synaptic transmission; circadian behavior; adult locomotory behavior. The coding region runs from base 20 to 400 and encodes 126 amino acids.